Molecule: messenger RNA, 1892 nt
Organism: Parasteatoda tepidariorum (common house spider)
Lineage: Eukaryota; Metazoa; Arthropoda; Arachnida; Araneae; Theridiidae
Gene: gus
Product: splA/ryanodine receptor domain and SOCS box containing gustavus
Biological process (GO): proteasome-mediated ubiquitin-dependent protein catabolic process; intracellular signal transduction
Cellular component (GO): SCF ubiquitin ligase complex
Molecular function (GO): protein binding
Source: RefSeq, a predicted model, not a curated record
UCGCCAGAUGGUUUUCCUCUGGCAGCUGUUCUUUCAUAUGGGCCUCUUUAUCAACUAAACAACUUACGGGAGUGUUGCUAGGCUUUCCCCAUAUUCCUGUAGCGUUGUGAAUGUACUUUGUUUAGAGUUCCGUUGAAAUUGCUUUGGGUAAAAAGUUAUAGAAUAUUCGGAAUUAUAUUGAAACAAUGGAUCAUAGGUAUAAACAGCCUCCGUGGGACGUGCACAGAAAUUCAAGCACGGCUCCUCUUAAUUUACCUUUACCAAAUUACUCUGGAUAUGGACUUUUUAUUCAUGAAGACUGGCUCCUGAGGCUGAACAGAAGGCACCAAGUGUUGGGCCGACCUAUAAAAGCCUCAGCAUCAAAACCAAAACAAAGAUUCUGGAUUUACAGACCCCUGCCAGUUUCCGUGCUGACUCCUCAGCUUGGAUCUGCCAUUCAUUCCUUCUACGCAAAUUAUCCACAAGUGGUUUUCCCUCCUCACUGGCCAAUGAACAUGGGGCAGAAAGCUUCAGGUGGUAUAAAGACUGUUUCAAUAGCAAGGGUAUCAUCAGCAACGAUUCACCGACCAAUGGCUAAAGAUUUAGCCAGUAAUCCGGACUUACAGAGACCAGGUCGCCUAGACGUGCUGUUAGAUAUGCCUUCUGCUAGUCGUGAGCAGCAACUAAAACAUGCCUGGAAUCCUGAUGACCGUUCCUUGAAUAUAUUUGUGAUGGAAGACGAUAAAUUGACGUUUCAUCGGCAUCCUGUUGCUCAAAGCACGGAUUGCAUUCGAGGAAAGGUCGGAUAUACUCGUGGACUUCAUGUGUGGGAGAUACAUUGGAGUGUGAGACAAAGGGGUACUCAUGCAGUGGUGGGUGUUGCCACGCGCGAAGCUCCCUUGCAUACUGUUGGCUACCAGUCUCUUGUUGGUAGUAAUGCAGAAUCUUGGGGAUGGGACUUAGGACGUAACAAACUAUAUCAUGAUGUGAAAAAUAAUCCAGGUGUAACGUAUCCUGCACAUCUAAAUUCUGAUGAGCCAUUUAUGGUUCCUGAUAAACUGUUAGUGAUACUGGACAUGGAUGAAGGUACCUUGUCAUUUAUGACAGAUGGGCAAUAUUUAGGUGUGGCAUUCCGUGGACUCAAAGGCAAGAAACUAUAUCCAGUUGUUAGUGCAGUUUGGGGACAUUGUGAAAUCACAAUUAAGUAUUACGGAGGAUUAGAUCCUGGACCUUUGCCUUUAAAAGACAUAUGUAGAAGAGUUAUAAGGCAACAAAUUAACAAAAAACGCCUUGAACUUGGACGAGUGAAUGAACUUAGUUUACCUAAAGCAUUGAAAAGUUAUCUCUUGUAUCAAGAUUGAUUUUCAACUUUAGCAUUAACUUUGUUUAUUUGGGACCACCGAUGGAGAAAGCGACAGGAUAUCACAGCAGUUAUCGGUCCAGAUUGGUUAUUGUGUGCCAUACAAAAUUCUUUCUGACGUAGGAAUUUUGAUUUGGUGGAAGAUUUCCACAUUUGAAAAAAAAAAUUAUGUAUUUACAUUUCCGUUAAGAUUUGUUUUGUCAAAAUAUGUUUAACUUCUGUAUUAUAAUGUACUUAACUUCUCCCUCUUUUAUGGGGAUGAAGAAUUUGUAGAUACAAGUCACUCCUAAAUUUUAUUUAAUAUGUCUGGUGAACUGUCCAGUUAAGUAAUCUAUUUAACAGAUUCUAGCAAGGUGUGGCAGCUACCUACCUCGACACGCUGGAACAAAAAUUGUAAACACAGUGCAAAAAUUGUAAUUAUGGUUUUGGAGUGGCGUCUUAUGUCUGUAAACUUUUUGUUAUUUUUUAUAAAAUAUCAAAUCUAUUAUCUUUUAUAGAUUUCAAUUUAGUCUGUAAAUUUUUAAAUAAAAUUAUUUGUCUUGAAUAAUUCUCA